AAAGACCGAAUGCUCAUUGGCCACCAAAACUGAAGUCGCCAUCCGCCAUCUUGAUACUCCCAAAACAACCAUGCCGACAUGUUCAUCGCCCAUUUUGUGGCUGUGAGAAAACAUUCCACAGUGUGCCCUGCGAUUGGCUGGCAACCAGUUCAGGGUGUACCCCACCUCCUCCCCAAUGACAGCCGGGAUAGGCUCCAGUACGCCUGCGACACUUGAAUGGAGUUAGUGUCAGAUCACAUCUGGACGCGUUGACUUCGGGAUUUUGGCGUUCGCCCGCUCAUUCAGCUCAGCUGAUCGCUUUGAAGAGUCUGACACGUGACCCCGAUAGACGACUUAACCCCCCACCCCCAUCUGGGUCACUGCCGAGCCCGACAGCGGCGUUCGACCCCGGCCCGAUGUGGAAUUCGAUCCCGACAGACCCCUUCCGAGGAGAAGCCAGUCACUAAAAAACGGACUGGGGAGGAAAGGAGGAAGAAGGAUAGAGAAGAAAGAGGAGUGAGAACAUCAGCAUACAGAGCGCUCCGCCAACAUGCCGGUGGAGACCCUGAGGCCCUCAGACGGUCGCCUGGCCGGGGCUCCGUACACCUCCGCCAUGCCCUUCAGGAUCCUCACCAAAGGACCCGACUACUUUCGCCGUCAGGCUGAGCCAGGGACCCGCAAGCUGAGCGCCGUGGAGCGUCUGGAGGCGGACAAGGCCAAGUACGUUAAGAGUCAACAGGUGGCGCUGACGCGGCAGGCUCCGGUCAAGCCGCCGAUCAUCCGCAAGCCCCUCGUACCCCCGGCCAUGAUUCUGCAGUGCCACAUGGGUGCUCCGCCAGCCCGAAAAACUCUGCGGUGCCCCACGAGCACGGACGGCGGUGGCGUGAGGGACGGAUCGGGGGGGAGACGAGGACCCCCUCUCAAUUUGGAUAUUUUGAACAACCUUAUCAACGACGUAUGCGACGGCCCAUUGCCCUCCUCCCAGUCGUCGUCCUCCACCUCGCCCUCAUCUUCAUCUCCUUCCUCGGGAGCUAAAAGCAUCGGCAGCAGCUUGUCAGCAGAGCGCGAGAAAAGCAAUCGACUCCUCAACAAACUCAAACCACGGAGCACCACCGCCUCCUCAUCCACCUCGUCCUGCACGUCCUCUCCACUCAACCCCAGCCACCUUCCCCCGCCUGUCCCAGCACGGGCGCCCCGAAUCUUUGUCCCUUCGACUUACGUCUCUCCUCAUACCGUCACGGUACGCCGGGUGGAUGUUCGACCCCACGCAGAAAUUAGAAAGCCCCAGAGGCCCCCACUCAGGCCCCGACAAACUGCCCAGGGUCAAGUAGCACACCUGCAGGUCCACCCACCACCUCCGCCAGCGCCCCACAACCCACCUCAGCCCCCAUCCAACACCACCACACGAACCACACCCUCGCCCCCUUCUUACCUGCCGCCCAGUCCCAUGCUGGUCCGUGCGGGGAUGAUCCCGCCUGCUUCCCCUGCCUUCACCCGCCUGUCCAACGCCAGCUCCAAGGGUUCUGCCCGGAAGCACCCGUCAUUGCACCGCUCCAAGUCGGACCUGAGCGACCGCUAUUCCCGGGCCACGGCCGACCUGGAGCGCUUCUUCAACUACUGCGGGCUGGAUCCCGACGAGGUGGAGGGCAUGGGCGGAGUGGAGCGCUUCACCAGGGCCAACUCGGACAUCGUGUCCAUCUCCAAACUCCGCAGCGUCAGCACCCCCAGUUCGGAGUGCGGCGACGAAGCCGAGAGGGGCCGGGAGGACUACGAGGACGACGACGACGAGGACGGGCCCGGCCGAGGCAACGAGCGCGUCCCCUACGGCAUCUCCGUCAUCGAGAGGAACGCCCGAGUCAUCAAGUGGCUCUACGGCAUCAGACAGGCAAGAGAUGCUAACGGCGCCGUUUCAAACGUAUAGACAAGGACUCCACUUAUUUUUGUAUUUAUACGAAGAAGGGAAGCCAGUCUUUUCAUCUUUUGUGGCCUUACGUCCAACAUUGUCAAGUCUCUGCAAUGAGGACUCGCACUUCAUGUUUGGAGACUUUUGAGGAAGUUGCAACAUGCCGUUAAAGUCAGCUUCCCCCUUCUCUUUAACUUGAACAAUGUUUCGUCGUAUCUGCAAGCAAUAAUAGACUGACGAGUGGUACUGUGUGAAUGUGCGUGUCUCGUGGAGAACCUCGCUGAUGCUGUGAAAAGUCACAAAAGAAAGCUCCCAUUAACACAUUUUGUAUUUGUCAAAAUCACCACUGGCUGCAAGACUGUUAUUGUACUUGUUUCUGCUGGCAUGCGAGUGUAAUGUUUGUGUAAAUUUGGCACUUUAUGUCAACAAAGCACGCAUGCACUACAUACCUUUGUUGCACCAACACAUAUUUUUCAAGACAGCAUCGAUAUCAUACCAGUGUACAUUUGUGUAAAUGCGUGUGACACACACACACGCACGCUCCCUCCUCCUAGGGACAAAACCGUAUGAUAAAUCAUGUUGACUGCACGUGUCCCAGCACAAAGCUAGCAAAUGAAGAAGUAGCUUUCCACACGCAAACGGGUCCGAGCACAAGUGGGCUAUUUAGCGCCAGCGAAAGCUUUUUAUGCAGCCUGCUACGCAAUUAUAAAAACAAAUAAAACCUCAUGAGAACUCUUGUAAAAAGCCCCACGUCAUUUUAGCCACAAUUAUUCAUAAAACUCGACAAGGUUCCACUCAGAUUUUAUAAUUUUUCCAAAAUCUCUCAAAGGAAUUGAGCUCGCCCCUGUUAUAUGUAGACAAAAUAGUAUUUGGCACAUGACCACAAAUGGACCAAUAUUUAUUUAAUGUAUUUUCUCCACCACUCGUACAACACGGUACAAAUGCAUGUCCAGAAUUUAAUCUGAAGUGCAAUCAAAUCAUAUUCACCACAAAAAUUAUGUAGGAUGACACGGACUCUCUCUCUCACACACACACACACACACACAUACAUGCAAAUACAGUUGACGUGUAGGAGCAGGUGAUGGGGAAAAUGACAUCGAGGGGGGAGGGGGGGUGUUUACAUGAUACCACAAAUUUUUGCAGUUUUUUUUCUCGGGACAUUCCUCUUUUUAGCUGUCAUAUGACACAGGUGUGACAGUAGUCUAGAAAUGCGGAUGCCCAAAGAGUGCUGAGGUCCGAAAGGCUAGAAAAUGGAGUCUUUGAAACUAAAA
Messenger RNA from Syngnathoides biaculeatus (alligator pipefish), 3153 nucleotides. Its product is annotated as protein FAM110A. The transcript is spliced from 4 exons. The record is from RefSeq and is a predicted model, not a curated record. NCBI's taxonomy places the organism in Eukaryota, Metazoa, Chordata, Actinopteri, Syngnathiformes, Syngnathidae. The coding region runs from base 530 to 1900 and encodes 456 amino acids.